GACCUGGAGGACUGAGAAGAGCGCGUCGUCUCUGUGUGGGGAGAUGAUGGCUUGAAGAUGGACAUGCUAGAGGACCUGGAGUCCCUGCAGUUUGAGUCUGGGGUUUCAGAGGAAGACCGUUCCUGGCUGUAUUUGCAGGGCCGUUCUCGUGGCCUGACAAUCGAAGCCUGUGCCCAUGCAGUCUUCUUGUGCAAACUAGUCCAUACUUUGAGAGAAACCUUAAAUGGGAAUCAAAGUAUCGGAGGCAUCACACCUGCAUCACUGAACGUGGCUGCUGAUGAACACGAAGAGCUAAAGGUGGGCAUCAUUGGAGGUGGCCAUCUCGGGAAGCAGCUGGCUCGCGCGCUGCUGCAGCUCGUCCCUCUCCCCGCUGAGAGACUGCGGAUCUCCACUCGGAGGCCAGAGGCCCUGGCUGAAUUCAAGAAACAGGGGGUCCGGUGCUCCUACCACAACACUGGUCUGGUGAGCUGGGCCAAUGUGGUGUUCCUCUGCUGCCUGCCAUCUCAGCUGCCUAACAUCUGCAUAGAGAUUCAAAACAGCCUUGACAAGUCCUGCAUUGUGCUCAGCUUUGUGGCUGCUGUCCCACUACCCAGAUUGAAGUUACUGCUGAACAAGACCAGUAUCUUGAGGCCUCAGUAUCAAUAUCAUCAUCCUAAAGAUUCUGUGAGAAUCUGGGGCUCCCAUAAGGAAAUCAUAGCUGCACUCCAAGAUCCUGAGAUUCUUCAGGCUACUUGCCCCUACAGUCUUUCUGGGGGAAUUAGCCUCAAUAUCAAAUGGUUGGAGGGAGUGUUCUAUGCAGCCCUAAACAUCUGCACAGAGAAAAGCGUGGCCCACUCAAAAACAAUGCUACUUAUGAAUGAACUAUUUUUGUCUGCGCACUAUGAAGAAUGUGGGAAAGACACAAGAUCUUGCCCCAAGUUUCAGUUAACAGACGUUGUCAACAAAGACUAUGUCAAGAACUUGUCUGGGAAUAGGCCUUUCCCCUGGUUUGAGCUGACUACUGUGCAGCUCCGGGAAACUCCCUUUAGCCUGUGUGUCUCCUCCAGUGCUGCCAUCCAGGACCACCUUACUCAGCUGUACUGUAACUCACUUGGCAUCUUGUCAACCAAAGACCAGCCAACGGCUUCCACAGACUUCCCAGCCCAGUAAGAGAUACCAGGAAGCAAAACUGUUUCCCCUUAAGAGAAUGAAGAUCUAGACAACACCGAGACCACUACUCCAUUGGCCUCUGUCUCUGACCCGGAGCCCCAUUCCACUCCUGACAGGUAGGGACAAACGGCUGCUUUGAUAAAACGUUCGAGAUGAGGAACUGGCAAAGGAGGCAGGCUGCAGCUCCAGGGGAGGGGCAGGUUGAAGUAAGGAGGGUGAGUAGUUUUGUCACUAAUGAGCCUGUAAGUGUGUGUAUGGGCAGUGUCGGAUCUAUUUCAAAUUGUAGGUUGUGUUUGUUUAGUUUUGGUUUUACUUUUGAGAAUAAAACUGUAAUGUGUAGUCCCUGGAAGAUCACUUAGAGUGGAUCCCAAAUGCGUUGCAGGUGAAUGGCUGUUUCGUGUUUAACACAUAACCACAGGGACACACUCAUACUCAUGAACAAUUUGAGACAGUUAUUUAUUAUGAGAUUGUCAGAUCAAACUAUAAUCAUGACCUCUGGAUUGUCAUUGUUAAUUUACUUCUCUGUCCAUCUCAUGUGCCUACCAUCAUUAGCAUCUUGGAGCAGGAAGAGUUAUACUGAACCCUAGAAUGAGUGGAAAGCAGUGAAACAUUAAAG
This is a messenger RNA of Ochotona curzoniae (black-lipped pika), 1765 nucleotides long. It is a transcript of the gene NOXRED1, whose product is annotated as NADP dependent oxidoreductase domain containing 1. Gene Ontology annotation, biological process: L-proline biosynthetic process. Lineage: Eukaryota; Metazoa; Chordata; Mammalia; Lagomorpha; Ochotonidae. The coding region runs from base 58 to 1149 and encodes 363 amino acids. Gene Ontology annotation, molecular function: pyrroline-5-carboxylate reductase activity. The record is from RefSeq and is a predicted model, not a curated record. The transcript is spliced from 8 exons.